GAUUGUGUUAUUGCUGAAAAUUAAUGAUAAAUUGGCAGCAAUGCAGACCAAUCUGAAGAAACUGGAAAAGUUCCAGUUUCAUUCUCUGACUACGAUAAAACAUUCCAAACGUCUCUAUCUAUCAGCUAUAAAGUUGAAAGUGCUGAUAAACGACUAUUUUGGACUGAAACUAUUAACAAUAUAUGCAAACUCAACUGUGAGGCUGCUUUGGUUUUUCACACUUUCCAUACAAAUGUGGAAUCCGGACAAAUUCGCUAACAGUCUUAUUGUUGACUGGAAGCAUUUGGCCACAUCAGUGGGAUUUAGCAUUCUUGGAAUGGUACCAGCAUGUGUUAUCACAAUGACCUGCUAUGCUAUAUCAAAAAAAGCCGACUAUCUUUUGGAGGACUGCUACCGAUUACGCUACAAGUUUUCCUAUGAAUCCUACGAGCACAGGGAGCUUCUAGCUCUAACCACUUACAUGUCAGAAAACCGUCUAGUUUUUACGGCAGUUGAUUAUUUUAUUAUAAGGCCAUCAGUUUUACUUGGAAUAAUCGGUACUUCGACAACUUAUUUCAUUGCCAUUAUCCAGUUUAGCUAAAUGUAAUCCAAAUAUAUUUGUUGCCAAUUUAAUUA
Messenger RNA from Dendroctonus ponderosae (mountain pine beetle), 615 nucleotides. RefSeq lists its product as uncharacterized. NCBI's taxonomy places the organism in Eukaryota, Metazoa, Arthropoda, Insecta, Coleoptera, Curculionidae. The transcript has 2 exons. The record is from RefSeq and is a predicted model, not a curated record. Gene Ontology annotation, cellular component: membrane. Bases 41 to 580 code for a protein of 179 amino acids. Gene Ontology annotation, biological process: sensory perception of taste.